AUGACAGACUCAAAACGGAAGUCGUCUAUUAAAUUGGACCCAGAAGACGUCAAGCCAGGAACUGUCACCUCUGCUACAGAUGACGAAAAUAUAUGUCUGAAUGCCACGUACAAGAGCUAUGAUGAUUUCGAAACCAAAUACAAUGUCUGGAAGGCCAAGCAUCUUCAUCCUUUUCGUGUCGCCUCUUCUGAAGCCCUUAGGACUGCAGAUGGAUCCGUCAGUUCACAGUUCAGAUAUCGAUACGUCGUGUUUCACUGCGUCCGAUACGGAGUUCCAAGAGUUAGAGGCGAAGGAAAGCGUCCAAAUCAAAACUAUCUCCCAUGCGACUGCAAAGCAAUGAUUCGUCUAAACUUCAACUUUUCUGAGCAAUGUCUCAGAAUCACUUCGAUAGAGACACGUCACUCAAAUCACAUGCUCGAGAAGAACUUGUACGGAAAGAUGGUGGAGAAGGAGGUAAAAAGGAGAAAGCUUUCGAUGUUCCAUUCGCAAGGUUGCCAACCGUCUACUUUUACCAAUUCCAUUAAACAAGAACGUGCACCAUCCGAAGAGAGUGCCGAGUCGGAACAUACUGAAAGUCAGAGUCAGAGUCCUGUGCGUUUUGAUACGUAUGAUGCAGCUCAAAGCUUUGAAUCGAAACCACAACUCGUGGCUGGGCAAUUCUUCCAACAGCAAUUCAAUCAGUUGCAACAGCAGCCAAUCGUGGCAGGGCAGACCUAUCAGCAGAUUUGGCAGACCAUCGGCCAAGUGGCUCCCACUACUUAUGCAACUACCGCCCCCUACAAUAUCUCCAACACUUGGAACCAUGCUCCAUUUUCUGGAAGUCUCCCAACAAACUCAAUAUCGACGGGAACAGCUUCACAAAUCUCUCCCAUCUCAUCGACCGCUGAUGAGAACGACGUACCUCGCGGGCGUUUGGGCACUGUCAGUCGACCGAUUCCACUUCGUCCAUCAGAAAAUCGUGCGUUCACCGAUAUGCUGAAAUCCACGUCGUCUAUACCGAAGACAGAAAUUGAUGCAAUUUUGAGAUCCACGUCACUGAUGCUGCACGAUGCCAACUUACCAAACGACGUUCUUGAGAACCGCAUCAAGCAACUGAACAACCUAAUCUCCCAAUGGAGUCAGUAA
Molecule: messenger RNA, 1125 nt
Organism: Caenorhabditis briggsae
Lineage: Eukaryota; Metazoa; Nematoda; Chromadorea; Rhabditida; Rhabditidae
Exons: 3
Coding region: 1-1125 (374 amino acids)
Source: RefSeq, a predicted model, not a curated record